Molecule: messenger RNA, 957 nt
Organism: Candoia aspera
Lineage: Eukaryota; Metazoa; Chordata; Lepidosauria; Squamata; Candoiidae
Product: olfactory receptor 11G2-like
Exons: 1
Coding region: 1-957 (318 amino acids)
Biological process (GO): G protein-coupled receptor signaling pathway
Cellular component (GO): membrane
Molecular function (GO): olfactory receptor activity; G protein-coupled receptor activity
Source: RefSeq, a predicted model, not a curated record
AUGGAGCUGGCCAAUGGAACUACAGUCCAGGAAUUCAUUUUGUUAGGUUUGGAGGGCGGGCAGAAAAAACGAUUCUUCCUCCUUAUCCUUUUUACUAUCAUCUACAUAAGCACUUUGGCUGAGAAUAUCACUAUUAUCAUGCUGGUACAUGUAGAUGCACAAUUAGCUCAGCUCCCCAUGUACAACUUUUUGGGAAACUUCUCCCUGCUGGAGAUCUGCUAUGUGACCACCAUCAUGCCACAAAUGCUCUUUGAUCUGGCUUCUCCUGAAGGGAUCAUCUCGUUCCAAGCCUGUUUCCUUCAGUUCUACAUUUUCUACUCACUUGGCAGCACUGAAGACUUCUUUCUCUCAGCCAUGGCCUUGGAUCGCUAUCUAGCCAUCUGCCACCCACUCCGCUACCCAACAUUUAUGUCUAAAAAGACCUGUUCCAAGCUUGUUGCUGGUUGCUGGAUUGCUGGCUUUUUGGUAUAUGCUGCCCCAGUAAUUUUGAUCUCUAGGCUGUCCUUCUGUGGUCGCAAUAUCUCUGACCACUUUUUGUGUGAUCAAGGGAUCCUGUCCUUGGCUUGCCCUCCAUUUGGGAAUGCUCCAUUUAUCCUAUUUUCCAUGAAUAUUCUGAUCAUAAUAGGCAAUUUAAUUUUUGUAACUAUUUCCUAUGGCACUAUCAUUCUCACACUGGUAAAAUCCUCUAACCAACAUAGCAGGAAAAAAGCCUUCUCCACCAUAUCCUUCCACCUCAUGGUGGUGACCCUCUUCUAUGGUUCUGUGGCAGGAAUGUAUGUAGCUCCAAGUGGGAAUGGUCAGUCACAUGUCACUAAAAUAGUCACUGUCUUCUACACUGCCAUUACUCCCUUUCUCAACCCAAUGAUCUACUGUCUGAGGAAUAAUCAGAUGAAGGAGGCCCUGGACAGGGUGCUGAGAAGGAUGGAGCAACAAAUGAGGAAAAAGAUGGGUUUAUGA